Messenger RNA from Saccostrea echinata, 5009 nucleotides. RefSeq lists its product as uncharacterized. Gene Ontology annotation, biological process: glycosaminoglycan metabolic process; carbohydrate metabolic process; ganglioside catabolic process. The record is from RefSeq and is a predicted model, not a curated record. The coding region runs from base 16 to 5004 and encodes 1662 amino acids. NCBI's taxonomy places the organism in Eukaryota, Metazoa, Mollusca, Bivalvia, Ostreida, Ostreidae. Gene Ontology annotation, cellular component: membrane. Gene Ontology annotation, molecular function: polysaccharide binding; beta-N-acetylhexosaminidase activity. The transcript has 16 exons.
AAAUUCAGCCUCAAUAUGACAAACACCGGAAGUAGUGUCAUCAGAAGAGGAGCCUGGUCAAUUUACUUCUGUAGCUUCUUCAUGCUAGAACCUGAUCACUUACCAUCUGCGGAAGGAUACGUUCUACCGCACUAUUUCUUGAAAAUUGAUCAUGUCCAAGGAUGUUUGUUCAGCUUGUCUCCAAUUAGGGGGUUCCCAGAUCUAAUCACAAACAAGUCGCAUUUUUCUGAAUUUUACGGCCAGGACUGGGCUGUAACUAGAACUGAUGUUCCACCAAAUUGGUACGUUGCGGCACCUUCUCUGAAACCAGUUAACAUUCAUUCAACAAGCUUAGGAAAGAAUUUUGUGACAAACUUCACUAAAGCACGCCAGUGGAAGAGGUACCGAGUAGAUCAGUAUAAUCCGUUUACGGCUCAAGACCGAUACAGAAGAUUUGAUUUUAGGGAUUUUGGGCAUUCUGUGAAGUUAAUUCUGCCAACACCUAAGAAGGUUGAACUACUUUCAAAUGACUUUUUGCCAGUUCGCAACAUGACUGUCAUCUGCAAUUCUCAGUUGCUGGAAGAGGCAAACUAUUUAGCAAACAAACUAAGACUGACAGUUGUAAUAAACAACGACACUAUUAUUUCACGUAGGAAUGCAAUAAAUCUCUUGAUGGAUCCGUCUAUUGGAAACAACAGUGAGGCCUACUAUUUAUUCGUUAACCAUGGAAAUAAAACAAUUAAUAUAAUUGGCCAAACGUCAUCUGGUGUAUACUACGGCAUCCAAUCGCUGCUCAGUUUAGUGGCAGGUGCGCCUGACAAAAUAAGUGUUCCGAACGUUCUGAUAGAAGAUGAGCCGCGAUAUGAGUUCAGAUGCAUGUUUAUAGACGUAGCACGCAACUUUCGGACAAAAGCAGAUAUUAUCCGAUUGAUGGAUGGAAUGGCUAUGUAUAAAUUGAACAAACUUCAUUUGCAUCUCGCUGACGAUGAGGGAUGGAGGUUAGAAAUACCCGGAUUAUCGGAGCUAACAGAGGUUGCUGGGAAAAGAUGUCACGAUCUUUCGGAGACUAAAUGUCUAAUUCCGCAGCUUGGGUCCGGAGGAGAUGAGUCAACAUCUGGUUCCGGUUUCUUUAAUGUUACAGACUACAGACAUCUGGUACUCGAAGCGAAAAAACGUCAUAUCGAGAUUAUACCGGAAAUUGACAUGCCUGGUCACGCUCGAGCAGCUAUCAAAGCCAUGGAGGCACGAUAUUUGAAAUACAAGGACAGUAACUUGACUAAAGCAAACCAGUACAGAUUGAUUGAUCCUAAUGAUACCAGUAUAUAUUCAUCUUUUCAGAUUUUCAAUGACAACGCAAUCAACCCUUGUAUUGAAUCUACAUAUUUAUUUAUUGAAAAAGUGGUAUUAGAAAUUUUGAAAAUGCACCCUGGAUUGAAAACUUUUCACUUUGGUGGUGACGAAGUAGGGAUGGGUGCAUGGGUAAAUUCAACAAAAUGUCAACAUAUGGCCAGACUUGAUUCUUAUUAUUCAGAUGCUAGGCGUUUGAAAAGAUAUUUUCUGUAUCGAGUUGCUGAAAUUACUAGCCGGUAUGGCCUCAACAUAGCGGGCUGGGAAGGAGGUUUAUUGGAAGAUAACAAAAUCCCAUUCAAUAGAAACGUUACGCCAAAUUCUGAAGCAUAUGCAGACGCUUAUUUAAAUGUUUGGGAAUGGGGUCAAGCCAAAAGGGCAUACGAGCUGGCUAACAGUGGCUAUAAGGUUAUUAUGGCUCAAGCAACGCAUUUGUACUUCGACCAACCAACAGAACCGGAUCCGGAAGAACCCGGAUUAUACUGGGCCACGCGAUUUACUGACGCAAUAAAGACAUUCCGAUUCCUGCCGGACAGACUGUACGAUAACAUCGACGUAAAACGCACAGGGGAGAAAAUUACACACCUCGAAGUGUGUGGUUAUAAAGACAUAAACUGUCCUCCUCUAGUAAAUAGAAGCAACAUAGUUGGAAUAAAGGGACAUGUCUGGGGCGAAAUGUUGUUGACAUCAGAACGAUUAGACUACAAAGCAUUUCCUCAGCUUUUGUCACUUGCUGAAAGAGCAUGGCACAAAGCAUCAUGGGAAGAUUUUGAUGAUCCCAAAAGGGAAGCGGCAUCAGCUUCCGAUUGGGAGGCGUUUGCCAACACAGUCGGAUAUAAGGAAUUAGAUCGUCUGCAUAGUCUAGGGAUAAAGUAUAGAAUAGGCCCACCAGGUGCCAUAAUGAAAAAUGGCGUCCUUCAUGUGAACAUGCAGUUCCCUGGACAUAUUGUUCAGUACAGCAAUAACCAGGGAGCCUCGUGGCUAGACGUACCGCCAGGAUGGAACGUAACAGAGGAAUCAUUGCUGCUUAGAUCAAUUACAAAAGAUGGAAAAAGAUUCAGCAGGGUGGUAAAAUUCUAUCCUGAUGAGCCUUUGCCGAUUGCUGAACAACAUUUAGUUGACUAUAUUGCCAAUGAAUUAACAAUAAGAUAUAAAGUCAUAAGUAAUACGAAUUUAUCUAAGAAGUAUACAACGGCCAUUUUUAUUAAAAACAAUGGAAGUAGACAUGUUUAUGCGGGGAACUGGGAAAUUCAUUUCUUUUCAUCUCAUCUGAUUCAACCGGAUGAAUAUCCUUACCCCGAGGGGUAUAUUUUAAGGGAUUGCAAGAUGAGUUUAUUUCAUGUUGGAGGAUCCCUUUUUAAAUUAAAACCGGACAGAGAGUUCAGCCUACCAGAGAGCAACACUCUAACCUGCAAUCUUGUUGUGCAAGGUUAUCAAGUGGCAAGAACGGAUUCUAUGCCAAAUUGGUUUGUUGCAGCUGAGGGUAUGCAACCAAAAGAUGUCGUGUCUACCGAAAACGAGGCUCUGGGUUUUGUUGACUCUUUUGUUAGACCCGAGCAAUAUCAUCGUUUUGAGGGUGACAUCUACUCGCCCUACACUCCACAGGAUAGAUACAACAUAAAUGACAACAUGACUAUAUCUGGAACGGAAGCUAAACAAGUAAUACCCACUCCAGUUCAUAUAAUUACUAAACAGAAUAACAGUAUUACAAUUGAUAAUACUUGGGUCUUUUAUCAUACCAAUAUAUUUGAAAAGGAGGCAAUCCUAAUUGCAAAUCUUUUCAAUUUAAGCAUGCAACACAGCAGACCCCAUCAUAAGUUUAUAAGCCUAAAGAUGGCAACCAAUAUGAACAUUAUGCACAAUUCAAACACGCGCGAUGAAGCAUAUGAGAUAGAUGUAUCAACGUCUAUAAUAAGAAUCUUAGCUCACACAAGUAAAGGUGCAUUUUACGCUUACAAAACCUUACAAAGCUUAAUUCAACCUGUAAAUGGUGUCAAUAAACUUCCGGUGGUGACAAUCAGAGAUCAGCCUCGAUUUCAAUAUCGUGGCGUGCACUUGGAUGUAGGUCGAAAUUUUCAACCAAAGGAGGAGAUAUUCAAGCUUUUAGAAGCCAUGGCCACAUACAAGUUGAAUAAGUUCCAUCUACAUUUAACAGACGACGAGGCUUGGAGACUUCAGAUUCCAGGGAUACCAGAAUUGACAGAGAUUGGUUCUGUACGAUGUCAUGAUUCUGGGGAGACUAACUGUUUACUUCCCCAACUAGGAUCAGGUUCCUCCAAAAACGGUUUUGGUUCUGGAUUUUACACAGUCAUUGAUUACAGAGAAAUCUUAACCUUUGGAAAUGAACGUCAUAUUGAAGUAAUACCUGAAAUAUCACUGCCCAUUCACUGUCGCGCAGCUAAAAAAUCAAUGGAGGCUCGAUUCUGGAAGUACACAAAAUAUGGAAAUAUGUCGGCUGCUUAUCAAUUCCUUUUGACGGAUUUUGGUGCCAAAACUAAAUAUUUAACUAUGCAAAUGUUUGCAGACAAUGCAAUAAAUGUUUGUAUGAAUUCAACAAUGGAAUUCAUACAAUACGUAAUUAAAGCCGUGAAAGAAAUGCAUCAAGGGGUGCAACCUCUUCAGAUGAUCCAUGUUGGAGGAGAUGGCAUGGCAGAUGUGUGGAAAGAUUCCCCAGAAUGUCAAGCGCUCCUUGCUAGACGUGGUGUAAGUAACGACAGAGAGCUCAGGAAAUACUUUGUGAAACAACUUGUGCAGAUCCUGCAUAAAGAAGGAUUAAGCACUGGUGCUUGGGAAGAAAUGUUUACAGAUAACGAUGAUCGCAUGAAUCUCACAGAUUUGCCAACCGAUAGAAAUGUGACAGCUUACAACUGGAAUAAUAUUUGGGAGUGGGGACAGGGCGAGAGUACCUACAAGAUGGCAAAUGCUGGGUAUAAGGUUGUGAUGGGACAUGCCACGCAUCUUUAUUUUGAUCAUACCCAAGAGCCCGAUCCAGAAGAACGAGGAGCAUCUUGGGCAUCACGAUUUAUAGACACUCGAAAGGUCUUUGGGUUUGUUCCUUCAAACAUCUAUUAUAAUGCGGAUAAAGAUGGAAAUGGACAUCUUCUCACACGUAACCAAAUAUGCCCAAGCAAUGGAACGUGUACAGACUUAAAAGAACCAAGCAACAUUAUUGGUGUGCAAGCCCAGGUGUGGACGGAAACCACGAGAACUAUACAGGAACUACAUGAAAUGAUUUUUCCCCGUAUUCUUGCUGUGGCAGAGCGGGCGUGGCAUCAGCCACAUUGGGAAGGGAUUCAAAACCAGGAUGGGCGGAACAAGAAGACAGAUCAGGAGUGGUCAUCAUUUGCCAAAGCCCUAGUUCAGAAGGAAUUGCUACGAUUGGAGAAAAUGGGAAUAAAAUAUAGAAUACCUGUUCCUGGAGCAAGAAUUGUGAACGAUGCCAUCAUAGUCAACACAGCACUGCCUGGGAUGACUGUAGAAUUCAGCGUGGACAAUAAACAAACAUGGUCAUUGUUAACAUCUAAUUUGAUAAUUGUGGGAAAAGAAACGAUAUAUCUGAGAACAAGAUCUGCCGAUGGUUCCCGGUACAGCAGGGUGGUCACAAUGAACUCUCAUAAUCCUAUGAAGAGAUAUUCCUACAAAGCGUCUUUCGAUUCAGUCUUUAAUGUGUUUCCAUGAAGAUG